CUAUCCUAUGAGAUCUAUCCCUCAGGGCCUUUGCCUACUUAUCAAUAUAGUUCAUUUCGAAAGGCACGAGGACAGGCCUGGAAGUAACAUAGAUGCUGCUAGCAUUAAGGAUGUGUUUGAAAAUGUUCUCAACUUUCAAGUGACCAUGAUUACAGAUCCAACUCUGCAGGAACUACACCAAGUGCUGAUCAAAUUUUUUGAGAUCAACCAUUUGGCCUAUGAUGCAUUCUUUAUUGUUAUACUUAGUCAUGGCGAUUUUGGGAAUGUGAUUUAUACUUCCGAUAGUCGAUCAAUUAAAAUAAGUGAGAUCUCGGAUUACUUCACAUCAGGAAUGUGCCCCACACUUGCCAACAAGCCUAAGGUUUUCAUUGUUCAAGCCUGCCGUGGUUCUAAGCAUAAUAAAACUGUCUCUACUGAUAGUAAAUCAGGUGGUAGUCUUGAUUCUAUGAUACAUGGUUUAUCACUAUCACAUGACGGUGGUGGCUUGUCAGGUGUCCAGAUUGAUACCAGCACUCCUGAUAGAAUUGACUUUUUUUAUGCUUUUGCCACAAUCGAUGAACAUGAAGCUCUAAGACAUUGUGUUAAUGGUAGCUGGUUUAUCAACGAAUUAGUUACUGGCAUCAGGCACUUUGCAAAAAAGUACAAAGAAGUGAAUCUGGAAGAGCUCAUAAAGAAAGUCAAUCAAAGAUUAUCAAAGAAGAAAUAUGAGGAUAGAAUGCAAGCUUGCGAAGUGACAUCUUCAAUCAGAAAGAAUAUUAUUCUCUCAGUCCAUUCAUCUUUUGCUUCACGAACUCAUUCAGAAACAAGUUCUAUGAUUUCUAGUGCCAGCUCAAGCGAAAUAGUGUUUAAUCAAAAGACUUUGCCCAAACGUGUAUCUUCUAGCCCCAGAAAUGCCAUGUACACUGAACUAGUAGCUACCUCAUUGACUUCAACACCAAGUCAUUUUUACGGAAGGUCAAGAGAGAGGUGGAGUUACACACAUGGCUCUACUAUUAGUUUACCGAUAGCAACUCCUUCAGCAACAAGUGAGCUAGUUGCGUCUACAUCUUUCAUUAGUUUAAGACACCAGUACAGUGAGAGCUCAUCUUAUUCUAUGUCCAGAUUUUCUUUUCCUUCUAGCCUGGCAUCGGAAUCAGAAAUCAAUCUCCAUUCUUUAUCAGGGUCCUUUAGUGAUAAA
Messenger RNA from Amphimedon queenslandica, 1177 nucleotides. Its product is annotated as caspase-6-like. Lineage: Eukaryota; Metazoa; Porifera; Demospongiae; Haplosclerida; Niphatidae. Gene Ontology annotation, molecular function: cysteine-type endopeptidase activity. The annotation marks the transcript as partial. The record is from RefSeq and is a predicted model, not a curated record. The transcript is spliced from 2 exons. Gene Ontology annotation, biological process: proteolysis.